GACAAACGCAAUAAUGUUCCUCGAACUUAUACUUAGUCUAGCCAUCAUAAUAUUAGGCUAUAUUUACUGGAACGGUAAAUAUAACGAGAGAUAUUGGACAAAACGUGGUGUGCGAUUUUACAAGAAGAACAAAGUACUUGGAGUGUUUUGGGAUUUCAUAACGAAGGAUAAGUCUUUAACUGAGCACCUACACGACAUUUAUAAGCAAUACCCUAACGAACCUGCCGUUGGAUUUGGCACUCUGCUCACUCCAUCGUUGUAUGUCAGAGAUAUUACAAAUAUACAAUAUGUGUUAACGACAAACUUCAACGCCUUCAGUCAUAGAGGAAUUGAACCCAAUGAAAGUGAUAUUUUGGCAAAUAACAUUCUAUUCAUGAAUGGGAAGAAAUGGCAGCUGAUGAGGAAGAGUAUGACACCUUUAUUUACUUCAACGAAGCUAAAAAGCAUGUUUUACAUAAUGGAAAAAAGUGCACAAGAUUUCAUCUAUUACUUAAAAGAUAAUCCAGAUUUAAAAAAAGGGAAUACAUUUAAGAAUCUCGCAACAUUUUGCAGCGCGGCUAUUUGCGGUGCUGUAUUCGGCGUCACAACAGAAUCAAUAUUUAAUUCUCCUUUCUUGACAAUGUCGCAAAAAGCGUUUGAGCAAACUUUUGUGCGAAAUAUUCAGUUCGCUAUUGCCAACCUGAGUAUACCUCUGUUUAAAUUAUUGAAUAUAAAUCUAUUCAAAGAUUAUGAACCGUUCUUUAUUAGUGCAAUAAAACAAACUCUCCGUCAACGAGAACGUGAGAAUGUGAAAAAACACGAUUUCGCAGAUAUGUGUGUAUCAUUACAAAGUAAAGGAACGUUAAAAGACCCUGAAACAGGAGUUGAAUUGGAGCCCACUGACGAAGUUCUUGCAGCUCAAGCGUUUUUCUUCUUCUUAGCAGGCGUUGAGCCAACAGCAUCUGCGAUGUUCGUAACAUUGGUAGAGUUAGGAAAACACCCAGAAGCACUACAGCGCCUGCAUAAAGAAAUCGACGAGGCAUUUGAAAAGAAUGAUAAUAAAUUGACGUUCGAUGUAGUCGUUGGUAUGGAGUACUUGGAAAUGGCUAUGUCUGAAGCUAUGCGACUUCAUCCACCUCUAGGUUUUUUAACUAGAAUGAGCGUUGAAGAUACUGUCUUGCCCGUUGGUAAUAUUAAAGUGGCGAAGGGAACUAAAAUAUUCACACCGAUUUUCGAAAUCCAUCAUGACCCGAAAUAUUACCCAGAUCCGGAAAUGUUUAAGCCAGAGAGGUUUUCACGGGAAAAUCAAAAAUCAUCUUCUGAUAUAUUAUACCAGCCUUUUGGAAAAGGAAAUAGAAUUUGUAUUGGACAGAGAUACGCGCAGUUACAAGCUAAGACUGGCUUGAUAUAUUUAUUAAGAAAUUUCACUAUUAAAACAAACAUUUCAAAAGAAGGUAUGAAAUACAAAAAAGAACAAGUUAACAUUAGAUUAGCUAACGUGGAUGUAGAAUUUGUGAGGACAAACGCAAUAAUGUUCCUCGAACUUAUACUUAGUCUAGCCAUCAUAAUAUUAGGCUAUAUUUACUGGAACGGUAAAUAUAACGAGAGAUAUUGGACAAAACGUGGUGUGCGAUUCUACAAGAAGAACAAAGUACUUGGAGUGUUUUGGGAUUUCAUAACGAAGGAUAAGUCUUUAACUGAGCACCUACACGACAUUUAUAAGCAAUACCCUAACGAACCUGCCGUUGGAUUUGGCACUCUGCUCACUCCAUCGUUGUAUGUCAGAGAUAUUACAAACAUACAAUAUGUAUUAACGACAAACUUCAACGCCUUCAGUCAUAGAGGAAUUGAACCCAAUGAAAGUGAUAUUUUGGCAAAUAACAUUCUAUUCAUGAAUGGGAAGAAAUGGCAGCUGAUGAGAAAGAGUAUGACACCUUUAUUUACUUCAACGAAGCUAAAAAGCAUGUUUUACAUAAUGGAAAAAAGUGCACAAGAUUUCAUCUAUUACUUAAAAGAGAAUCCAGAUUUAAAAAAAGGGAAUACAUUUAAGAAUCUCGCAACAUUUUGCAGCGCGGCUAUUUGCGGUGCUGUAUUCGGCGUCACAACAGAAUCAAUAUUUAAUUCUCCUUUCUUGACAAUGUCGCAAAAAGCGUUUGAGCAAACUUUUGUGCGAAAUAUUCAGUUCGCUAUUGCCAACCUGAGUAUACCUCUGUUUAAAUUAUUGAAUAUAAAUCUAUUCAAAGAUUAUGAACCAUUCUUUAUUAGUGCAAUAAAACAAACUCUCCGUCAACGAGAACGUGAGAAUGUGAAAAAACACGAUUUCGCAGAUAUGUGUGUAUCAUUACAAAGUAAAGGAACGUUAAAAGACCCUGAAACAGGAGUUGAAUUGGAGCCCACUGACGAAGUUCUUGCAGCUCAAGCGUUUUUCUUCUUCUUAGCAGGCGUUGAGCCAACAGCAUCUGCGAUGUUCGUAACAUUGGUAGAGUUAGGAAGACACCCAGAAGCACUACAGCGCCUGCAUAAAGAAAUCGACGAGGCAUUUGAAAAGAAUGAUAAUAAAUUGACGUUCGAUGUAGUCGUUGGUAUGGAGUACUUGGAAAUGGCUAUGUCUGAAGCUAUGCGACUUCAUCCACCUCUAGGUUUUUUAACUAGAAUGAGCGUUGAAGAUACUGUCUUGCCCGUUGGUAAUAUUAAAGUGGCGAAGGGAACUAAAAUAUUCACACCGAUUUUCGAAAUCCAUCAUGACCCGAAAUAUUACCCAGAUCCGGAAAUGUUUAAGCCAGAGAGAUUUUCACGGGAAAAUCAAAAAUCAUCUUCUGAUAUAUUAUACCAGCCUUUUGGAAAAGGAAAUAGAAUUUGUAUUGGACAGAGAUACGCGCAAUUACAAGCUAAGACUGGCUUGAUAUAUUUAUUAAGAAAUUUCACUAUUAAAACAAACAUUUCAAAAGAAGGUAUGAAAUACAAAAAAGAACAAGUUAACAUUAGAUUAGCUAACGUGGAUGUAGAAUUUGUGUCAAGGACCUAAACAUAGUUCAUAUUAUCGGGUGUAUUUUAAAAAUUAAGACAUACUUUUAAUAAU
Messenger RNA from Vanessa tameamea, 3058 nucleotides. RefSeq lists its product as uncharacterized. The coding region runs from base 14 to 3004 and encodes 996 amino acids. Gene Ontology annotation, molecular function: iron ion binding; heme binding; oxidoreductase activity, acting on paired donors, with incorporation or reduction of molecular oxygen. The record is from RefSeq and is a predicted model, not a curated record. The transcript is spliced from 2 exons. Lineage: Eukaryota; Metazoa; Arthropoda; Insecta; Lepidoptera; Nymphalidae.